Messenger RNA from Plectropomus leopardus (leopard coralgrouper), 3778 nucleotides. RefSeq lists its product as uncharacterized. The record is from RefSeq and is a predicted model, not a curated record. Lineage: Eukaryota; Metazoa; Chordata; Actinopteri; Perciformes; Serranidae. Gene Ontology annotation, cellular component: lysosomal membrane; trans-Golgi network membrane. Gene Ontology annotation, biological process: regulated exocytosis.
ACACCUCUUUCCUGUAACAUACUCCCGGUGCACCAGGAACCUGCUGGUCUCACCUGUCAAGUUAGUUUGUGUUGUAUCUGUGAGAAACACAUUGAAAUAGUGAGCUCGCUAUUUUAAGACAAAGUUACGAGUUGUUUCGAUGAUGUGACCGGAGGAAAAACAGAAAUCAACAAAUGUGGCCCAAAAUGACUUCGAGCAGCUGGAAAAAGCUUUGCUAACAGACUCUUGACAUUGCUGUUAUUGACUGAACAGAGAGAUUUUAAAAAUGUCUGGAGUAGGUGGUGUAAUCACAGAUUUACCUGAAGAGGUGGCACUUUCACCUGCAGAGCCUCAAAUAGCAGGAAGUAAAAAGCCAGAAGAGAGCAACAGUGUCGAGGAAAGAUGGGAGGACGGAGGAGAUGAUUCAAAGGAGGAGGAGGGGGAGGAGGAGGACGAGGAGGAAGUGACCAGCUCUGCUCAUCUGGAGCCGAGCACUCUGCCGUGGCCUGGAGACAAAGACAAGAGGCCCCAGACGGCCACCGAUGAUGGAGUCCGGUCAGAUAAAGGAGUCUCUGAGCCUGAAGAGAGAGACACAGGGAUGAGCGGAGGAAGCCAGGACCUGUCAGAGCCGGCAGAGAGCGACAGAAAGAGCAAGUGGAGGGAGAGCAUGCCUGAAGGCGAGAAGUGGAGGGAUGAUGAGAUCGAGGUGCAGCGGGAAGGUAAAGAGGAUGGCUCACUGGCAGAUGAUGAAGAGGAGGAGGAGGAGGAGGAAGAAGAAGAAGAGUCGAAAUGGAUCUCAGAGAAAGCUGCUCUGGGUUUCACUCCACGAGUCACGAUUGUGCGUCCGACAAGCAAAGAGAUUCCAGAUGAGAGCAAGCUGUUCAUAGAUGGAGACGACGAGAAGGAGCCGCAGACGGAGCCUGACUCGGCAGCACAGUUUUAUCCAGAGUGGACAGAACAGGACGACAAAUACUACUUGUGUGAGCAUCUGUGUAGUGAAAAACUAAGGCUGGCUCUGGCGACGGCGGCCGCUGCCAUCCUUUUCCCUCUCCUGGUGUGGGGAGGUUACGCCCUCCUUCCUUUUGAAUCCCCGAUGCUGCAGAGCACCCCCCUCAGGGUGGUGUAUACUCUACGCUGCUCCUUCUUCGCCACCAUCCCCAUCCUGCUCGGUGUGGUGGUGCAGGGCGUGGCCCGGCUGCGCUACAGCUCCCUGAAGCCCCUGUACCAGAGUAAAGGGGUGAACACAGAGGUGGCGGUGCACUGGCACUACAUCAACGAAUCACUGGCCCUCUUCCUCUUCUACUUCCUUCAGCUUGCUGUCAUGGCAACCUACAUCAGCCAGGACCUGGUCAAACUGGUGCCGCUGCUCACCAUCAUCUUUGUUUUUGGCAGGCUGAUCUACUGGCUCUGCCUCUCGCUGGGCAGCAGCAUCAGGGGCCUCGGCUUUGGCUUCUCCUUCUUCCCCAUACUGGUCAUGCUGGGGACCAACCUGUACUUCGUCUGCUCAUCAGUCGGACAAGGGGCAAUUUUUGACGUGGAACCUCCCACGACAGCUCCUCCUCCCAGGCAGCGCUUUUGGGGUUAAAGGCCGAUGUCCAAAAAGCUGGUGAGGAGCUCAGAGACGAACAACUGCAAAACAUUUUUUUUACAAUCAUGACACAACACUAAGACAGACAGCGAGGCUCGUUCGUUUGGUUUCCUUUAACGUUAUAAUCCUUCAAAUUUCCAUCCUAGUUGAUUUGGUGACACCUGUGGUAGCCAUGGUAACAGCAAAUGCAGUUUAAUACCUAGGCAAACUCCUUCAGCAGCUUUUCGUAGAUCUAAAUUAAUAAUGUAAAAAAAAAACCCAAAACAACAAAAAAAAAACACUAUGGCAAAUACUUUGCAUUCCCUGUGACUGUGUCACAAUAAAAGCUACGCAUGAUUCUCCAGAUGAGCGCUUUUAAUUUGAAACAGCAGUCGGAAUUGUUCAGUUUGCAUCUGCAGUUGAAACAGCGACACUUUUAUCAAUGACAUGAAAUUAUAUUGGAUUAAACAGAUGCAUAAUUUCCCGUGAAUCCCUUUUGUUUAUGAAGACAAUCAGGAAUGGCGGCCUCUGUCACCACAAAAAUAAAUAAUACCAGAAGUUAGGAUUUCAUGAAGAUCCUUAAGGAUUAUAUCUUUAAAUGUUCGAUAAUUUCUUUGGCCUUUGUUUACAAAAAAUCUAAACAUGAAGCAGGUUGUGGGUUGACUUGUAAGUUGAAUCUUUGUAUACAUAAAUGAAGAAAUGCAACAACAUUUACAUGCUAGUUAAGAGAAGAAAAAGAAGAAAAAGUUUACAUACAACAAAAAGUCUUCAUGUGCAUGCAAAUUUUUUUAAAAAAGAGGUAGUCUGAAGAAGGGCUCUUUUUACAGUUUGUUUACAGUUUCUUCCAGAUCUUUAAACAUUACAAAUCUUCCUUAUCUUGGCUGAUAAAAUCAGGUUCGUGAGCGAGAAGAGUUUACGUGUGAAGCAUCCAGUGUUAAUAUGUGAUGCAAUAAAAUGAGACAUAAAAGUAAGACAUGAAAGUUGAAAAGUGUCAGUUUGUAUGACAGAUUAAAGUCAGUCGAAUAUCAAAAUUAAACUUGAGAGCACUGUUUUGAAUACAUGAUUUAUUAAGUUGUUUUAGGAAUUUCCUAUUUUUAUUUUGUUGUCAUGCAUCUGGCACUAAUGGUAAUCUUUAAACUUUAUAUUUAUACUUGAGGCUGUUAAAUGCAUCUUUGUUUUACUGAUCAAAAGCUUUUCUUUUGUUUAUAGCAUCAUGAGCUGUUGGUCUGUUUUUGGAUAGUCUACUUUCUUUCCUUCGAAGGAGCAUUUUUCAGUGUAUGAGUGAAAUACUAAACCAAUAUUUGGGACUUUGAAUGAGUUCAAUAAAGCAACAACAAAUAUGAUAAUCAACAUUGUGCAGCAGCUGAUGAUUCAAAUCCAAAUCAUUGACGAACAAGUUACUUUUCGCAGAUCAUCUCUCAGAUAAAAACACAAAAUUGUUAUAAUUAAAGUUAUUAAUAAAGUUAGAAUUAAGUUGAUGUGUUGAUGAGUCAUGAGGCAAGUUUCAACAAGAUCAAAUAGUCAGGGUCCAAAUUCAAAACCUUAAAAUGCAGUUAGUCUUGAACAACAAAUGUGAGCAAACUGCGGAGGUGAAGAAACUGCUAUGUCGAGGAAAAACUGAAAAAAAUUAAUCAGUCAACGGUGCUAUCUGUUGUCAUUUCCUAAAGUUUAAGUUUUGGAGAAACAUGAAAUGUGGCGAAAUCCCACACCAUUAACCUUUUACAAUCCAUGGUUUAACUACUGGUGAGACAAAAAGUAACAUUAUCAUUAAAAUUGAAUAUAUGAAUAAACAGAUUAGACUCAUCUUUUAGAUUAUUGUAGUUAUUUACAAAACACAACAACACAAAAACCAACAUGUGAUGAAAAAAGUGGAGGUCGUAUGAAGAUGAAAUCUUUAAAAAUGGUGUCUCCAAACUUUUGACACGGCCUGAAAACAUCUUAAACUUUUAAAAACUUUACCUCCAAAUUCACUGCGACUGUCUGACAGUGACUCCAAUAACAUGCACUAUAUUCAGCUCAACAUUUUAUUACAUACCACAUUAAUACCUUUGUUAAAAAUUUAAGACAUAGUAAAAUACUAAUUAAAAAAAAACUUUUUAAGACAUGACACUGCAGUUUUUAUUGCAUGCUGUGUUACAGUGCUGUGAACCACCAUACUAAGAUGUUUCUGUGACAUUUGUUAUCCUGUUCUCUUCUUUAACUUUUUAAUAAAUGAAAUAUUACAUUAUAUGA